This is a messenger RNA of Lethenteron reissneri (Far Eastern brook lamprey), 2530 nucleotides long. RefSeq names its product protein phosphatase 2 scaffold subunit Aalpha (gene PPP2R1A). Gene Ontology annotation, biological process: chromosome segregation; protein dephosphorylation. Gene Ontology annotation, molecular function: protein binding; protein phosphatase regulator activity. Gene Ontology annotation, cellular component: nucleus; protein phosphatase type 2A complex; cytoplasm. The record is from RefSeq and is a predicted model, not a curated record. Lineage: Eukaryota; Metazoa; Chordata; Hyperoartia; Petromyzontiformes; Petromyzontidae.
UUCGUCACCCCCCCCCCCACUCCUCCCCCCACCUCCGUCCUGUGCGCGACGAGUGAACGAGCGAAAAAGAUGGCGGCCUCGGACAGCGACGAUUCCCUCUACCCCAUCGCUGUGCUCAUCGACGAGUUGCGAAAUGAGGACGUGCAACUGCGUCUUAACAGCAUCAAAAAGCUGUCGACCAUCGCCCUUGCUCUUGGAGUGGAGAGGACGCGCAGUGAGCUCAUCCCCUUCCUGACCGACACUAUCUAUGAUGAGGAUGAGGUGCUGCUGGCUCUGGCUGAGCAACUGGGCAGUUUCACCACGCUGGUCGGAGGGCCCGAGUAUGUGCAUUGUCUGCUGCCUCCGCUGGAGAGCCUGGCCACGGUGGAGGAGACGGUGGUGAGGGACAAGGCGGUGGAGUCGCUGCGGGCCAUCUCUGCCGAGCACUCGCCCGCAGACUUGGAGGCUCACUUCGUGCCGCUAGUGAAGCGCCUGGCGAGUGGCGACUGGUUCACGUCCCGCACUUCUGCGUGCGGCCUCUUCAGUGUGGCCUACCCCAGGGUCUCCAAUGCCGUCAAGGCCGAACUCCGGCAACACUUCCGCAACCUCUGUGGGGAUGAUACUCCGAUGGUGCGACGUGCUGCGGCCUCCAAGCUGGGAGAGUUUGCCAAAGUCUUGGAGAUUGACUACAUUAAGAACGACGUCAUCCCAAUGUUCAACAACCUCGCAUCCGAUGAACAGGACUCUGUGCGCCUGCUGGCCGUGGAGGCAUGUGUGAAUAUUGCCUCACUCCUCCCUGCUGAAGACCUAGAGGCCAUGGUGAUGCCCACACUCCGACAGGCAGCCGAAGACAAGUCAUGGCGCGUGCGCUACAUGGUGGCGGACAAGUUUAAUGAGAUUCAGAAAGCUGUUGGUUCAGAGAUUACAAAGACGGACCUAGUGCCCGCCUUCCAGAACCUGCUGAAGGACUGCGAGGCCGAAGUGCGGGCUGCUGCAGCCCAUAAAGUGAAAGAGUUUUGCGAAAACCUGCCAUCGGACUGCCAAGAAAGCGUCAUCAUGUCGAACAUCUUGCCUUGUGUCAAGGAACUGGUAUCCGAUGCGAACCAGCAUGUCAAGUCGGCGCUGGCAUCCGUGAUCAUGGGUCUGUCCCCCAUCCUGGGGAAAGACAACACCAUUGAGCACCUGCUGCCGCUUUUCCUGGCACAGCUCAAGGACGAGUGCCCUGAAGUGCGGCUGAAUAUCAUCUCCAACCUGGACUGCGUGAAUGAGGUGAUCGGGAUUCGUCAGCUCUCUCAGUCCCUUCUGCCCGCCAUCGUUGAACUGGCCGAGGACACCAAGUGGAGAGUUCGCCUGGCCAUCAUUGAGUACAUGCCACUGCUUGCUGGGCAGCUGGGCGUGGAGUUUUUUGACGAAAAACUCAACUCUCUCUGCAUGGCGUGGCUGGUAGACCACGUGUAUGCGAUCCGCGAGGCUGCCACCAACAACCUGAAGAAACUGGUGGAGAAGUUUGGCAAGGAGUGGGCUCAGAGCACUAUCAUCCCCAAAGUCUUGGCCAUGUCCAAUGACCACAACUACCUUCACCGCAUGACCACCCUCUUCUGUGUAAACGUGCUGGCGGAGGUGUGCGGCCAAGACAUCACGGCAAAGCUCAUGCUGCCCACGGUGCUGCGCAUGGCCCAAGACCAGGUGGCCAAUGUGCGCUUCAAUGUGGCCAAGUCACUGCAAAAAAUUGGACCAAUCCUUGAAACAAACACCCUCCAGUCGGAAGUGAAACCUGUGCUGGAGAAACUGGGAGGCGAUCAAGACAUUGAUGUCAAGUACUUUGCACAGGAAGCCCUGUCUGUGCUGGCGCUUGGAGCCUGAAGGCCACAUUUGUUACCCAGAUCCCAGAACACUCGACGUACAUUUCCACAUUUCCAUACACCACCCACUGCCCCCUCUGCCCUUUCCCUACCCUUCCUCUGCCCCCCCCCAACACCUCUCUUGUGUUUGCGAUAUUCACUAAUGUACACUUAAAGAUUAAUAAGUGAGUAUUGGAUAAUAAAACCUUCAAUUGGACGUGUGACAAUUCUUAUGCUGUGGUGGGAGAGGCUUGUCUUGGUUGUCGAAAUAAUUGCUCGUGCUGAUCUCUGUAAUAAAGCAUGACAACUUGAUUCUUUAAAUUUUUUGUACUCUUUUUCGUCAUGUGCUUUUCAGCGCUCUCUUAGGCUUAAAGCAUGCUGCUCAUUGGUGUUCAGUAACUUGCUGCCUGUCAACAAAACAAACGCCCACUUCGCUAAACAUUUUAUUUUACAUCCAAAUGAAUGGUCAAAAUGUAAUGAUGCCCUUUUUGCAAAAUUCGCUGUUAUUAAUAAUGAUCAGGUUAUGUUAAGGGGAAAAUUAUUUGACAACAUUUGACCAAAUUAAAAUGUUUUUUUUCUGUUAAACGUAACUGCAUAUAAUUGCUAUGAAGGACUUCUUCUUGUGUUCAUAGUUUUUAUGUUGUAUUUAAGUACGGUGUAAUCGUUCCACAGGCUAAUAAAUUGUUGCGGUGAGAAGUUCCUUUAAAAAA